GUCCUGUGUACUGUGCUCAGAUCUCCUGUAUGGAACAACUCAGGUGUGAGUCUGAUGUUCCACAUUCCCAGCACCAAUAUAAAAGCUGUGGCCAAAGUAUGUGUUCUCCUCCCAGAUGGAAGUUGCCAUGGCAACACUAAAAUUAACUACUGCUCCUUACUGUUCUGCACCAAUAUAACACCCAGCAGCACCUGGGCCAGUGGGAGAAGGAAGAUCACACUCAUGGGAUCCCGCCUUGAAUUUGUUGAAGGGGUCAUACACAGCCACGCCCUGCAGGAAGUCAUGAUUCCCAGAAACAGCAACUUUCAGCAUCUCACCUAUGACACACCUGCAGCUGAAAACACCCAGAGGACUUUUACCAGCGCUGUGUUUCUGAGAGUAGCCAAUGAAACCUUGUCCUGCUCCAGUAAAAUCACCUACUAUCCAGACCCUGAGUUUACUGGUUUCACAUCCACGAGAAUAGGGGACGAUGUGCGCAUCACCAUAGAGAAAGAGGCAGACAAACUGGAGAUGACAGCAGCAGAGUUGUCAGUGUGGGGCGUUCAGAAAGGAAAACAAUAUCCCUGCAUCAUGAAGAGCAAAGAAACUUUUCCCAAGAUUGAUCUUUUCAUCUGUUUUAUUCAAAACACACCAGAUGCUGAAUUUCUGCAUUUAAUGAUAAAGUAUGGUGAUAAGACGGUAAGACUCGGCCCUCCAUCUUUAUUACAUCAAGUCCUUCUGAUACUGCGCCUCCUGCUGAUUCCCUGUGUUACUGUUGUGUUGGUGAUUAUCUGUCGAUGGCAAAAGAAACUCACUGCUGAGAUGAACAAGCUCUGACUGUUACAUCACACUGGCUGAACCUUGUGCAUCUCCAUUAUAGCAGACAUAAUAUCCCAAGUUCAUGUUUAUUCCUCACUGAUAAUUCAUUUCACCACCCAUGGGUUAAAUUUGAAGUUCAGUGUUUUGUCUCAAAAUUUCUAAGUAGAGGGAGACAACCUUAACUAAACAGUGAGUGUAAGAGGGAUUCAUGUGAGCUUUAUAACGGAGCUUUUACAGUAUCUUUCAACCAUUUUCUGUAUUAUGUAACUCCGGUGUAAUUGUAUCUUGAAGGCUACUUGAAGAACCUGACCUUUGUGUCCUUGCUUUGAAUCCAAGAUUCACAGAUUUUACUUAUGGAAGUAAAAAGUAUUUUUAGUCUUGAGAUAGAGUAUAUUAGAGAACUGACAGAAAAUGAGGUGGGGUGACAUGCAACAAAGUUCCCCAGGCAGACUCAGGGAUACCACAACUUGUCCUUUUUGCACACAUUGCACAGAUUUAACAAAUAAUAUGAACUAGUGCAUUUUAAAGAUGUUGGUAGGUACAUUUUUUUCUUUGUAGAAAAAGCCAGGCUAGCUUUCCCCUAUUUCCUAGUCUUUGUGCUAGGCUACGCUAACCUGCUGCUGGCUUUAGCUUCAUAUUAACUGUGCAAACUUGAGUGUUGUUGGUCCUCUCAUCUAAGUCAUUGUCAGGGAAUAAGCAUAUUUAAAAAUAUCAAACUACUUCUUUACAGACACAGGUCACUGAGGCUCUUUCUGACAUCUAACCUUCUCUGUGCGUCUACCAUAAAUUUUGUAAUCAAGUCUUUUUUUCUACUGAGUUCAUCCUCUCUGAUGGUACAGCUGUUAUAAGAGGACAUAUUGUAUAGACUAAGUCUCCUGCACUGCUCAGCACCUCAGCCAUUUUAUAGACAUUCUUAGAGCCACAGGAGUCCCUACAAGAGGAAAGACCUUCACCAUAGACUUCCUUAUUGCAGUCAGCAGUCAGGAUGCUGCAGUUGACAUGAGACACUGUGGACAUAA
Messenger RNA from Lates calcarifer (barramundi perch), 1817 nucleotides. RefSeq lists its product as uncharacterized. The transcript has 6 exons. Lineage: Eukaryota; Metazoa; Chordata; Actinopteri; Centropomidae. The record is from RefSeq and is a predicted model, not a curated record. The coding region runs from base 55 to 816 and encodes 253 amino acids.